AUGUCUCAACCGAACGCAUCUAAUGGAGGUGCUGAAGAUGGGUUGGACAUGAACGUCGGUCCCGCCUGGGCCAAAGGGUACACCGGCAAGGGUGUAGUGGUGUCGAUUCUCGACGAUGGUAUCCAAACCAACCAUCCGGAUCUCAUUGACAACUAUGUGACCUUCGCGGUGGCAUUAGGCGGUCGUCAGCGGUUUUCCAAUAUCUCAUGCGUACUACAUUGUCGCAGAUGA
Nezara viridula (southern green stink bug) is the source of this 231-nucleotide messenger RNA. NCBI's taxonomy places the organism in Eukaryota, Metazoa, Arthropoda, Insecta, Hemiptera, Pentatomidae. The record is from the annotation of a GenBank genome assembly.